Molecule: messenger RNA, 2144 nt
Organism: Hevea brasiliensis (rubber tree)
Lineage: Eukaryota; Viridiplantae; Streptophyta; Magnoliopsida; Malpighiales; Euphorbiaceae
Exons: 6
Coding region: 660-1976 (438 amino acids)
Source: RefSeq, a predicted model, not a curated record
AUUAUUAUUAUUCUCUUUGAAAGUUGAAAAUAGGAGAGAGGCCAAGCAAAGGGAGACAGAGAGAGAGAGAGAGAGAGAGAGGAACCAGAGAAAAACAUAUUUUAAAGGCAUAGCCAACCUGCGUAAUAUUCGCAGUGGAAAAUACCACCACCAAUUUCUUCACCACGGCACCUCCCACCACCAACGAAUCAAAUCUAAUCUCUCUCUGUUGAUAACUGCGGCAUCUCCAAUAAAACAGGACUCUCUCUCACUGCGGCAUCUCCAAUAAACCAGGACUCUCUCUCCUUCACUUUUAAAAGGCAAACGAAGAGCAACAAUAAGCAGCAAUUCAAUUUGCAUUCCUCUCUUCCCUUUCCCAGGGACGCGUUUUGGGGACGGAGGCCUUUUGACUCCAAAAUAAAAGAAAAGAAAAAAAAUAAAAAGAGAAAAGGAAGUUUCUUGGUCGGUGCAGUGUUGUUAGUCGGGCUGUCAAAGGACUCUUGACAGCCCGAUUUUCUUGGACCCUUUCAUUAAGGUAAGGUGGUUGUCUCUCCUUUCAUAUUUGGUUAUCUGGGUUGUGGUCAGAUUCGGUUGCCUGGCUCUGUAUUUUAUUCCUGCUUUGAUAUUUUGUAGGAUUGCCUUCAUGUUCUUAUGAGAGAUUCUCUUCUUCUGUCUCCGCUAUGGGUUCCUUGUCUGGAAUCCUUCAAAGACCAAUAGUGGCAGCUGCUGCCGUUGCCGUCGCUUCUGUUUCUACUGACCUUUCCGAUAAACUCCCAUCUCUUAAAUCAUUAGAUACUUUUUCUGCCAUAGACCGGUCACAUUCUUCAUUAUCUAAUUCAGUGCGAGAACCAAACAUUUCAUGGGUUUCCCAUAUAUCAGUUUCCAAGCUGACAAACAUGUCCUUUGUCACUAGAAUUCGUGUACCUAUACCUAACGCCAACUUCCCAUCCUCUAAUUCAAUUCGGAAAUUUGUCCCCAAUACAUUAGCUUCUUCUCUUCUUCUUAAUUCAUAUCAGUCUGCAGAGUUGGCAAAAGGACCGAAACCAACAGCAUUUACGAAUGCAAUCCCUACUUCCCCUCCUGAUGUAUUGUACAGAUGGCAUUUGCCUGAGCCAGAUGCUAUUGAUGUUUCUGGGUCUUUCGAUUGCUCGUUGGGAAAGUCUAGGACAGUCGUGGUUCUGUUAGGAUGGUUGGGAUCAAAGCAGAAGCAUCUUAAGAAAUAUGCGGAUUGGUAUACUUCAAGGGGAUUUCAUGCCAUUACUUUUACAUUUCCAAUGGCAGAGAUUCUUAGUUACCAAGUUGGUGGGAAAGCUGAACAGGAUAUAGACUUGCUUGUGAACCAUCUGGCUGAUUGGCUAGAAGAGGAACAUGGAAAGAACCUGGUUUUCCAUACUUUUAGCAAUACUGGAUGGUUAACUUAUGGAGUUGUACUGGAGAAGUUUCAGAAUCAGGAUCCUUCUUUAAUGGGAAGGAUUAAGGGUUGUAUUGUGGAUUCUGCACCUGUUGCGGCCCCUGACCCCCAGGUCUGGGCAUCGGGUUUCUCUGCAGCUUUUCUAAAAAAGAACAGUGUUGCUACAAAAGUACAUGUGAGCUCAAAUGAGUCAAAUGUGGAGAUAUUAGUUGGGAGCAAAACAUUGGUAGAACCCAAACCUGCAGCAACUGAAGCAGCUUUAUUAGUAAUUUUGGAGAAGUUCUUUAGUGUGAUUUUGAAUCUUCCUACUGUGAACAGGAGGCUCUCUGAUGUGCUAAGCUUAUUAUCAUCAGGACAACCUAGCUGUCCACAGCUAUAUAUUUAUAGCUCUGCAGAUAGAGUCAUCCCGGCAAUGUCUGUGGAAUCGUUUAUAGAGGAUCAGCGAAGGGCUGGGCAUGAGGUCAUGGCUUGCAACUUUGUGUCUACACCUCAUGUUGAUCAUUUCAGAAAUGAUCCAAAACUGUACAGCGCUCAACUUAGCCAAUUUUUGGAUGACUAUGUGCUUACUUCUUGUAAACGUGCUUAAUUGAAACCACUGGGGCAAUAGAUUAAACCCUUCAUUCUUUCUUUUCUUUUCUUCUUUUUUUUUUUUUUGGAAAAGAUUGCGGUUGCACAGCUUUUAGAAAUUAUUUCAAUUUCAUUGGCACAGACUUAUUGAAUGCAACAGGAGGAAUAAUAACUUCUUUAUUGAUCA